AUGUGCCCCACAUCACUGCGCUGGUUGGUGCUUAUAAGCGUAAUAGGAUGCGUUGAACUGAUCACAGUCAAGACUCCGCGCAAACAUGUCAGUGUGACAGUGGGUGGAAGCGUCCUACUCCCAUGUACAUUCGUGACUACCGUGGAGACCACCACAGGCCUUACCAUUCAGUGGGACUUUGAGUCAACGUCCUCCAGUGCGCCGCAGCAGGUGUAUUACUACCAAUCAGGAGAAGAGGUCAUUUCAAAGCCUUAUAAGGACAGGCUGCAGCCUACCUCUUCUCCCGGUACUACCAAAAACGCCUCAAUAAUAAUAAGCAACAUGCAGCCAUCGGAUGGUGGGGUCUACACUUGUCAGGUUCACAACAUUCCUGAUGUGGACGGACAGUCUGAGGCCAAUAUCAUUGUGACUGUUCUUGAGAGGCCCUCUGUUCCUUACUGCUCCGUCCACGGUGACGUGGAAUUGGGUCACCUGGUUACUCUGACCUGCCACAGUGAGCAUGGGAGCCCGAAGCCGACGUACACCUGGACCAGACUGGAUCAGGCUAAGACCAGGAGGCCUGUACUGGGAAGAGUAACCCCAACUGGAGUACUGAACAUCGGAAACAUAUCCCAGUUUCAGUUUGGGGAGUACCAGUGCAAUGCUACAAAUGCAGUGGGAUCUGCAUCUUGCACUGUGGAGCUGAGUGCUGAAGUGAGCGAUGGAGUGAUUGCUGGUGCAGUGAUCGGCGCGUUGCUCGGGUGUGUACUGAUCCUCCUGGUUGUGUGGUUCAUCGCUCACACUGUGAAGAAACACAAAUACAAAGAGGUCAAAGUAUCAGAGGCCAACGAGAUGAAGAGGAGCUCUCCUCAGGCCCAGGAAGCCUCAGAGAGUGUUCCCGUGGCAACCACAGCUGGCACCGUCCAUGCUGAGGCAGAAGAGCAACAAGCCUAA
Molecule: messenger RNA, 933 nt
Organism: Epinephelus moara (kelp grouper)
Lineage: Eukaryota; Metazoa; Chordata; Actinopteri; Perciformes; Serranidae
Product: V-set and immunoglobulin domain-containing protein 1-like
Exons: 7
Coding region: 1-933 (310 amino acids)
Biological process (GO): epithelial cell morphogenesis; maintenance of gastrointestinal epithelium
Cellular component (GO): plasma membrane
Source: RefSeq, a predicted model, not a curated record